GCCAGGAAAGGCUAGGGAAGCGCUGUCUCCAUUUUGUCGGGGUCCGCUGCGUCUGCGACGUUGUGGAGAUGGGGAGCGUCCUGGGGCUGUGCUCCAUGGCGAGCUGGAUACCAUGUUUGUGUGGCAGUGCCCCGUGUUUGCUGUGCCGAUGCUGUCCUAGUGGAAACAACUCCACUGUAACGAGGCUGAUCUAUGCACUUUUCUUGCUUGUUGGAGUGUGUGUUGCAUGUGUAAUGUUGAUACCAGGAAUGGAAGAACAACUGAAUAAGAUUCCUGGAUUUUGUGAGCAUGAGAAAGGGGUCGUCCCGUGUAAUGUUCUGGUUGGCUAUAAAGCGGUUUACCGUUUGUGCUUUGGCUUGGCCAUGUUCCAUCUUGUCCUCUCUCUGCUAGUGAUCAAAGUGAAGAGCAGCAGUGACCCGAGAGCUGCAGUGCACAAUGGAUUCUGGUUCUUUAAAUUUGCUGCAGCAAUUGCAAUUAUUAUUGGGGCUUUCUUCAUUCCAGAAGGAACUUUUACAACUGUGUGGUUUUAUGUAGGCAUGGGAGGUGCCUUUUGCUUCAUCCUCAUACAGCUGGUCUUACUCAUUGAUUUUGCCCAUUCGUGGAAUGAAUCAUGGGUUGAAAAAAUGGAAGAAGGGAACUCAAGGUGUUGGUAUGCAGCUUUGUUAUCAGCUACAGCUAUGAAUUAUCUGCUGUCUUUAGUUGCUAUCAUCCUAUUCUUUGUUUAUUAUACUCAUCCAGCCAGUUGUUCAGAAAAUAAAGCGUUCAUCAGUGUCAACAUGCUCCUCUGCCUUGGUGCUUCUGUAAUGUCUAUACUGCCAAAAAUCCAAGAAUCACAACCGAGAUCUGGUUUGUUACAGUCUUCAGUCAUUACAGUCUACACAAUGUAUUUGACAUGGUCUGCUAUGACCAAUGAACCAGAAACAAACUGCAACCCAAGUCUGCUAAGCAUAAUUGGGUACAAUACAACAAGCACUAUCCCAAAGGAGGGGCAGUCUGUCCAGUGGUGGCAUGCUCAAGGAAUCGUAGGACUAAUCCUCUUUUUAUUGUGUGUGUUUUAUUCAAGCAUCCGUACCUCAAACAAUAGUCAGGUUAAUAAACUGACUCUAACAAGUGAUGAAUCAACAUUAAUAGAAGAUGGUGGAGCCAGAAGUGAAGGAUCACCAGAGGAUGGAGAUGAUGUUCACCGAGCUGUAGAUAAUGAAAAGGAUGGUGUUACUUACAGUUAUUCCUUCUUUCACUUCAUGCUUUUCCUGGCCUCACUUUAUAUCAUGAUGACCCUUACCAACUGGUACAGGUAUGAGCCUUCUCGUGAGAUGAAAAGUCAGUGGACAGCUGUCUGGGUGAAAAUCUCUUCUAGUUGGAUUGGCAUCGUGCUAUAUGUUUGGACACUGGUGGCACCACUUGUUCUUACAAAUCGUGAUUUUGAUUGAACAGGACUUCCGGCAUGAAAGUCCCAUUUUGAUCAUUGCUUAUUUGAAAUUAACAGUAUUCCCAACUUUUGUAAAGUUGUCUAUGUGUGGCUUCCCAUGUAACUUCUCCAGUGUUCUGGCAUGAAUUAGAUUUACCGCUUGCCACUGUAUUCAUUAUAUUCUUGCCAAGCGCAUUGAUACGUGUUUUAGAAUGAGUUACAAAGGGACAGUUUUAUGAGUAUGGUGGUGAGUUAGGAAAAGUGGACAUUGUUAGGUUUAUCUUUUGCUCUGUACCUGUGAAAAUAAAAGUGAAAACCAAACUGCUUGACAGUUUGAUUUUUAAAGUAUGUUAGAACUUAAGCUUUUUCAAAUGGAAAUGUAUGGCUGCCUUUUGAAAUAUCUGAUGCCUUGUCCUACAGGAGAUUGCAAAGAAUGUGGCUAAAGUUGUAUAAACAAGCCACUUAAAUGCCAGUUGUCUGAAAAAUCUUUUUAGGUUUUUCCCUUGAUAGGAAGAUAAGGAACUUAUUACAGGUAGGGAGUGGUUGUUGGACAACAAUGUAGGUUAUGAUGGAGAUUGAGACACAGAGCCUUCAAAGAAAGUCAGAUUGGUGAUGGUGGGUACUAAAUGGAAUACCCAGUUAGGCUGUAAUCUUCCCUGGAUAGGGGUGGCCUUCCUUACCAACAUAGUGAACUUUGUUUUGGUCUUUAUAAAUACAUGCAAAAGUAUGGGUUCAAUGGAGAUGUUAGGAACUCUGAAGGAUUUAGACAAAAGUUUUGAAAAGGAUAAUCAUGGGUUAGAAGGAAGUUGUUGAAAAUCACUUUGAAUGUUCGUUUUGAAAAUCAAAGGUGAUAAACUUUUCAUUCAGGACAGGAAGAAACUGCAAAAUAUUAGGCUUCAGUAGAUACUUAGACAAAAUCUAGUCCAGUCCUCUCGUUUGAAUAAUGAAGAAACAGAAACACAGACUUAAAGAGUUUAGAUAGCUAAUUAGUGGCCAAGCUGGGAAAUCCCAAGUCUGCCAAAAAUAGCUGGCAUUCUUUCUGGUAUUCAAAAAUAAUUUCUGUUCAGAAGAAGACAUGUAUAAUAGAGUUUACACCUUAUUAAUGGUGGACAAUUUAUGUUAUGUGGAUUGCUGGUGUCCAGGAUGCCUCCACCCAUAAACUGAGGCCAGGAGAAUGAUGGAUUGAUGUAGAAUAAAUCCUGCUUACAGUACGCUAUACAGUUCAAAAGAUGUUUAAAAUGCUUUUGUAUUUGCUGCCAUAUAAUUAAAAUAUAUAGGUUAUUAUAAUCUUUCAACCUGAAAAUCAAGCUGUAUGAUAGUUACCUUAGAUAGAAACUCUUAGUUACUUGUGUCAUUGGUGUCUUAAUAAAUUGUAAAUUCUA
Diceros bicornis minor is the source of this 2790-nucleotide messenger RNA. RefSeq names its product serine incorporator 1 (gene SERINC1). Bases 69 to 1430 code for a protein of 453 amino acids. Lineage: Eukaryota; Metazoa; Chordata; Mammalia; Perissodactyla; Rhinocerotidae. The record is from RefSeq and is a predicted model, not a curated record. Gene Ontology annotation, cellular component: membrane. The transcript has 10 exons.